AUGUUGAAAAAGCUUAAAAUUAGCUUCCAUCGUCGCCAUUCUGCCGGGAAGUUCUUCAAGGAAAGAAGGUAUUUGCUGAAAGAAUUUCCGGAGCUUAUUCGCAUUAGCGAUCCCGUCAAGGUCCUUAAGGUGGGAUGUGGAAAUGGGAGCACUGUCCUUCCUAUCUUACGUGCAAAGCAGAAUAUUACAGUCUAUGCUUCCACUGGAAGUGCUAUUUCUCUAGUGCCUCGGUUCUUCACUUUCUUGCUUGAUGUCUCUGUAAAUGAUUUCCCUGAUUGGUUAUUCUACACUUCUUGUAGAAGGAAUUCAUCUCCAGAGUCAGCUAAUUUCUCAUCAGAUUCUAGAGGAGAAAACUUGGAAAUGUCACACAUGUCAGCCUUCUUAAGAGAAGAUCAGUGUUGCAUUGGUGGAGUUGAUUUCGUAACAAUGAAACAUAUCUGCUACCAACAAUUUCUGAGAUUGAUAGAUUGCCUCCAUCACUGUAAACGUAAUAAUACUGAUUUAGAGCACUGGGGGCCUUUUCUGCAUUCGCUUCUAGCUGAAUAA
Zingiber officinale is the source of this 546-nucleotide messenger RNA. RefSeq lists its product as uncharacterized. Lineage: Eukaryota; Viridiplantae; Streptophyta; Magnoliopsida; Zingiberales; Zingiberaceae. The transcript has 6 exons. Bases 1 to 546 code for a protein of 181 amino acids. The record is from RefSeq and is a predicted model, not a curated record.